AUGUGCAACCCGCCGGCGAGCGUCCUGGCGGGACAGGGGGUGAGCAGCGUCGUCCGCCGGUGCAUCCACAAGGCCAGCCGGCAGGAGUACGCCGUGAAGAUCAUCGACAUCACGGCCGGCAACAUAUCGCCCAAGGAAGUGCAGGAGCUGCGGGAAGCCACCUCCAAGGAGAUCGACAUUCUCCGGAAGGUCUCGGGCCACCCCAACGUCAGUAAGUCGGGCUGUUCGGGCGCCAAGGCGGGAGGUUUCCCUCCCCGCGACGCCUUGGGGGGCCGAGAUCCCCACAGGCAAGAGGCUCCUUCCUCCCCCCUGCUGCUCCCAAAAGCCGCUUUCCCGCGGCUAACGAGAUGUGAUGAGUUGCAGUUGCUACCUGCCUGUGCCGUCACUGCAAAUAUCCCAUCCGGCACCCGGACACCCUGCGGUGGGACGGCAGGAGCCUCCUCCGGUUUGUUAACGCUUGUCGCCUUCCCCGCAGAAAUCUGCGGCACGCCGGGCUACCUGGCUCCCGAAAUACUGCAGUGCUCCAUGGACGACGAGCACCAAGGGUACGGAAAGGAGGUCGACAUGUGGAGCACGGGGGUGAUCAUGUACACACUGCUGGCCGGCUCGCCGCCCUUCUGGCACCGCAAGCAGAUGCUGAUGCUGCGCAUGAUCAUGAACGGGGACUACCAGUUCGGCUCCCCAGAGUGGGACGACCGCUCCGACACUGUCAAGGACCUGAUCUCGCGGUUCCUGGUGGUGGACCCGCAGCAGCGGUACACGGCCAGCGAGGCGCUGGCCCACCCCUUCUUCCAGCAGUACGACGUGGAGGAGGUCCGGCACUUCAGCCCCUUCCGGAAAUUCAAGGUCAUCUGCCUGACCGUCCUGGCGUCCGUCCGCAUCUACUACCAGUACCGGCUCGUGAAGUCGGUCACGCGGGAGCUGGUGGUGCGUGACCCUUACGCCCUGAAGCCCAUCCGCAAGCUGAUCGACGCCUGCGCCUUCAGGACCUACAAGCACUGGGUGAAGAAGGGGGAGGUGCAGAACCGAGCCGCCCUCUUCGAGAACACCUGCAAGGCCAUUCUGCUGGCCUUGGCAGCGGAGGAAGAGCUGUUCUGAUCGCCACGUAAAGCUGUGCCUGUACUGUGUAAAGUGUAUGAAUUUAGUCAGAGAUCAGGCAAGUAAAGCCUUUGGAAACCAAC
Molecule: messenger RNA, 1181 nt
Organism: Struthio camelus australis
Lineage: Eukaryota; Metazoa; Chordata; Aves; Struthioniformes; Struthionidae
Source: RefSeq, a predicted model, not a curated record